AUGGAACUUGAUUGGGAAGCAAUUGGCGCUAAUAUAUCUAAAUACAUAGAUAAUGAAGGAUUCUUGGCUGCAAGAACUCCUCAAGAGAUUUGCAAAAUUCUUAGUCAUGCAAAACUAAGUCCAUGUGAGUUUACAACAUUAUUUACAAACUUAUCACGAUAUCAUGGCAAAGCAAACAUGCUUACGAUGCUUCUUUGUGCACGUACAAAUGAAUUUAAAACCAAAGAGCAAGCCAUCGAGGUUUCCGAUACAAUUUCAUCGAUCCUCGGAAUACGUCUUCUUGAUUCAGUAUUUUCAGUAUUCAAAAAUAACAACAGAGAAACAGAUAUUCGAGCAUUGCCUCAACAAAAAGAAAAACCAAACAUUGAUACAAGUAAUCAAAUUGUAGUUAAGAUAAUAACAGGAAAAAUUAUUAAAUUCACUGAUAUUGACCUCAAACAGAAAGUAGUGGAUUUUAAAAAAUUGAUCCAAGAAAGAGUAAAUAUAUGUUAUGAUCAACAAAGAUUAAUUUAUUGUGGAAGAAUACUUGACGAUGAAUUCACACUUGAUGACUAUGGGGUUCAUUAUGGAUCCAUAUUAACUCUUGUAUUAAAAUUGCUUGGUGGAAAGCCAGUGAUUUAUUUGUAUCCAAAAGAAGAAAUAGACGCAAAGGUAAAUAUCAAAAUCAAUGAUGGUGAAUUUUCUUUUGUUUAUCCUUCAUUCGAUGAAAAGAAUACAUGGAAUGUCAAAGCACUACCAUCAGGUGAGAUCAUUCACAGAGGAAAGAAGAUGAGAUACCUCUUCUGGGAAACAUUAUUCUAUCCAAAUCUCAAACUGGACAAAGGAUUCUGUAUCAAAGGAGAAGAGAGUGUUUCUUUCUUCGAGGAUAGACUUAAGUCUAUGAAUCUUAACGACACAGAGAUAUGUGACUUCAUCACAUACUGGAGUCCGAAACUUUGUGGAUACAAGUACGUCAAAAUCUGCUUCCAGUUCCAAAACUUUGAUGAAAUGUGUCCAAUGAAUGUCGAACCGAAACCAGACAACAUCAAUAGAGUCUUCUUCGCAGCUCUCCCACUCGACAACCCAUGUGACAUCGAACCACAAGAACUUCCUGUAUUCAAGCGCGAUGGAUUCACAGUCAUAGAGUGGGGCGGAACUAUUGUUACUGAAAAACUCUAA
Trichomonas vaginalis G3 is the source of this 1158-nucleotide messenger RNA. RefSeq names its product ubiquitin-like family. The coding region runs from base 1 to 1158 and encodes 385 amino acids. Gene Ontology annotation, biological process: protein ubiquitination; modification-dependent protein catabolic process. Gene Ontology annotation, cellular component: cytoplasm; nucleus. NCBI's taxonomy places the organism in Eukaryota, Parabasalia, Trichomonadida, Trichomonadidae. Gene Ontology annotation, molecular function: protein tag activity; ubiquitin protein ligase binding. The transcript has a single exon. The record is from RefSeq and is a predicted model, not a curated record.